UUUUAACAUUUUCAUAUGGAUAUUACUGUAACAUGUUUGAUACAGGGUGCCGUCUCCCAGCGAGAUGCUCGGAGAACUCAUCAGAAUGUUGACCCAGGCCACGAGGCUAUGAAGGCACAAGAGGGCCUAAUCAGAAACAUACACUCCAGCCCAGAUAGAUACAACAGCUAUGAGCAUCAUGUGUCUACCAGCACAGAGAAACUGUAUCCAGGUGCUCCGCUUGGCUACGAAAGACAAGCUAGAAACAACAACCAUCCCCACAAUUGCCCACCUCAAAGGACGAGCUCCGACUUCAGAAGCCCAAUUAGAGUUGACACUACUGUAAGUGAUCAUGAUAUCUACAGUUCAUCCAGUAACAAAAAGACUUCCAAUAUUUACCCAGGAAAUAAAGUAUCACCAAACAGGAGGUACUCCGACUCACCACAGUUUUCCCAUGCACAAAUGAAACCUCUGCAGAGUUCCGGAUCCCAUCCGCAUGGGUUAGAUUUUUCACAGACACCUCCACCCAAACCACCUCGAAGGCACCAGUCUUUGAAUCGCAUUCAUAUUCCUGAGGAUCAAGAUGAGGGAGAACUCUCCGACAAUGAUAGUUAUAAAGAAUGGCAGAAUAGUCCGCUUGUAGGAAAGGAUAUUGGAAGUAGUUUAUCAGGAAGAAGUGACAGAGGAGACAGAGAAAGAAAUUAUGAGCGAGAUAGGUACUUUGAUGCACCAAUCAGUCGCUCAGCUUCAGAUUAUAAUGUUCUUAGACUAGACCAUGCUGUUGCAGAAGGAUACUCAGGAAUAUUCUCUCCUACCUACCAAGAUGCUCCCAUUAGCCGAUCAAAAUCUGACCGUGAAUUCUUUGUAGUGGAACCAGAUAGAAGAACUGCUUCCAGAAGCCAGCCAAUAACCAUUCAGGGAGGCAGGUGCUCUCAGAACCAACAGCAAAAUCAGGGUAACAUAGACAAGGUUAGGUCAGACAGAUAUAGAUCGGACAGGAUCAGAUCACAACAGCAUUCCACCAGGUCGAGAAGCCAAGAGUAUGUGUAUGAUGCUCCACAUUCAACUCCAGCGUCAUAUAAUUAUUCUCAAUCACCCUCAGUGACAUCACCCAUACAGUCACCAACCCAAAGAAAAAGUAACCAUGAAAUGCACAGGGCUUUGGAACAGGAGAGACCACUCCAAAGGCAGUCUCGAAGAGAUGUUUUCAUAGAGACACAAGAAUACUACACCAGAAAAGACAGGCUGGAGGUUGAAGUUGAACGGAGACAACAGACAUCAUCACAAACCUCACUCCACUUGUCAAAUGAUCAUCUCCACAGUCCACAUAACCAUUUUUAUACAUGCAAAAAUGCUCAGGGUUUUCAUGGAGUAAGCAACAAUUCUUACGUUCCUGAAGAAGAUUUUAAGCCACAGGGUUCAUAUAAUCAUCUCCAUACUCCGCCAACAAGCAGAGGACAUCUACCAAUGCCACAAAAAUAUGCUGACGAUCACAGGGUAAAUUACCAUCAGAAAAACCAUAAUAACCAUCUACCUCAAAGCUACCAUGUGCCACAAUCUAGACCACAACGACCUCAACAUCUGUCUUUGAAUGAGUACAGUGAUGCAAAUUAUACCUAUGCAACCAUGGAUGAAAAAUUAUCAAUUGAACAUAAUGCUCAAGAUCAAAAUGGAUCCAAAUCAGUGAAAGUAUAUCCCCAACAGAAAAGCUUGGACCAUUCUUUCAAAUUCCAAACCAUUGAAAACAGUGGACGUAUGCAAUCUCAACCAAACAAAAUCCAGGAUCAACAAGAAUAUGCAACCAGUAAAGAGACUGUUUAUGACAAUUUAUAUCCAUCAUAUCAGCAGCAGUUUUCUAGAUUACCAGUUGUCUUACCAGAAAAAGAUUCAAAAGUUGAGCAUCUAAGAAAAUGUGACAGCAGAGACUUCCACAAGUCAUCACCAACAGAAAGUCCUUGUAGCACAGACUCAGAAAUAAGAGCUUUGAAUGAACCAGUAAGACAAAGCUCUAAAUGGAUCAACACUGAAAAUGUACCAGAACAUAGUAGAUUCCACCAUGGCUCUUCUUUGCCUGAAAGGGAUAUCCUUCGAAGACAGAAGAAUGUUGAUGAACAUGAGCCGUUGUCACAGGUCUCAUUAGAGCGAGCCGAUACUGCCCCAGUUUCUUCUGAUGUAUGGGUGCAAAGAGAUGAUUUCUCUCCACAAAGAGACAGAAUUUCAAAGGCUAGGGAAGGGAGAGCAUCUCCUCUCACAGGCAGAAGGAUGUUGAUACCAAAACAACCUGCAAGGAAUCUAAAUAGUCAAGUCAACGAUGAAAAAAGAGAAUAUACCAAACUUCAAACAACCUCACCUGAGUACAGAUACAAUCACAAAGGAAAUGGGUCACUACCAGAGGAACAACUACAAUGGGUCUACAGUGGCCUACCUCCGCAAAAAUCAUUACUGCAUGGAAAAGGAAAUCCUAAUGGAAACAUUGUACUUCCCAAGACUAUUGACUCAGAAAGACAUUCUGACUCUCCACAUCUGCAAAAACAGUACACAAUACCUGGGAAUUUCAAGCUACAAAUGACAGAGAAACAGGAAUCAGUUUCAAGUCCAGAAAACAUUGAAAUUAGAUCCUUAUCAGAAUCUAGAGAUAGUAAGGAAUAUGAGGUUGUAAAACCAAGAGGAAGAUUAAAGAAUCGUUACAGUGGGUCCUUGUCUGCUCCUGGUAGACGCAGUAAAAGUUUACCGCGCAUUGCACAACAAUCUGAAGAUCUCUGCUACUCUGCCUCAAAUCUUGCCCAUUAUUCUAAAGUCCGAAGUGAGAGUGUUGAUGAAUUGUCUGAAGCGUCUCUUGUCAAAGGUGAACCAGUUUCUCCUGGGGCUUUGCUCUUUGCUCAGAAGCGACUUGAGAAAGAUUUAGCAGAUUUAGCAGAAACUCAUACCGAUUCUGUAGAAAAGUUUGAUAAUUCUCCAGAAGCAGGAUCAGUUUGGAUUAAACGAGAAGAGCAAGAACUGUUAAAGCAGCAUCGUGUUUACAAAGAACACCGAACAAAGAAGCAAGAAGAAAUCCUCUCUGAAAUGACGUCACUUAAUCCUGAUUUUGUAAACACUUCACCAUUUUUACAGCAUCGCAAUUCUCACAGAUUUGAACAUGAUGUUGAAAAAGCAAUCGAUGAGCUAGAAAACUUCCAUCAUAUCGUUGACAAAGAAGCAGAUAAUGUUCUCCAACCAAAACAUUAUAAGCCAUACGAUCACAGGUCAAAUGAGAUGCCUGCAGCCAUUUAUGCAGAAGAUACAUCAAAAUCCAAAGAUUUAAAAUCACAAAUAACACUUGCACAACGGAAACGAAGGGGAAAAAGGGAUCAACCUAUGUCAGGAUUUGGAAAAAUAACCACCAGUAAAAGCUUAGAUUCCAUUACAGAUGCUUUGAGAGCAUCCCAAGAGUUCCUACCUUUCCGUCAAGCUCAGCAUUCUAACUUGUCUACCCAGUCAUCUUUGAGUAAGUCAACAGAAAGCCUGCAUUCACCUCGACGAUCCAGGCGAUCAUAUGCAAAGAGAGAUGCACGGUCAAGCUCUGAAGAAGACUGGAGAAACCCAAGACGAUCGUUGUCCUACGGAUCGUUAUAUAAGCAACCACAUUUUGAUAACAUGGGCUUUAGUUCAGACAGUAGUCCAUCAAGUCCAGUAAGACUUGUCCACCACCGAAAGGUCAAGACAAAAUCUCUGAUUGGCAUUCCAUUAAACUUUGGAUCAAAGGAAAGUAUACCACUUAAUACAAAUGAUGAACUGACACCUGAUGGCUUUUCUGGGGAACCAGUUAUUGAACCAGAAUUGGUUAAAAUUGUCCUGGAAGUUGAAGAAACAUCACCAAGUAUAUUUGAUAAAUUGAUAUCUGCUCCAGUGUCAACAACCAAUUUGAGUGUGGCUAUGCCAGGGGUGAGGUAUAGUGUUGCCUCAGUGUCAUCCAUUGAUAGCCAAGUUCUAUCAAAACCUUUUGAAGAAAUGGAUGCUGAAUAUAAUUAUUUGGCAGUUGAUCAUCGGGUGGAUGUUUCAUCAGAUGAUGAUCCUGGUGAUAUCACACCGGAGGACUUGGUUCAGGUUGGUGGAACCAUUAGUGCCCUUUGCUUCCCACGCCAUCUUAUAAAGCCUGAUGCUAAAAAGCCACCAAUAUAUCCUAAACGUUCUUCAGGCGGUCAAAGCCCUUCUUCCCCAAAGGAGCAGUCAACACUUACUGUUCCCACCAUUAUAAAGAACCUACCAGAUCCAAAUAGCUUUGCACCUAUUGCCUUUGAAGAGAGUCUCUCUGACACCGAUGGAAAUAACACAGACCCUGAUGCACCAAGAAUGGAGACUCCUGAUGAUGGUACUGUACCAACUUCUCCUUGUGACAGAGAAAGUAUUUCAGAUUCACAGAUAAAAAAUCAACACUCUGACCGUGUUGGCAUUGUGGCACCAAGAUUGAAGAUUCAAUCAGAAACUCAGAAUUCUGUCCCAGAUGACAAAGAAAGAGGUUAUUAUGAUGCUUACAAAGCUGAUGUGGAUAAUGCUAGGAGAGAUCUAGAGAUUCCAGAGGCACCUCAGUUGGCUGGAAAUAUUCCUACAGAGUCUGGGGACGCGCCAGACACUUUUUCUAGUGAAAGCACAGGAGAAAAUAAGGAACUAGAAAAAAUGGACAGAACAAACAACAGAAGUGUAAAACCAGUUGCAAGGCUACGUGAUAAGUUCAGUGAUCGUCCGUCAUCAUACCACACCUCGUCUGAACGUCAGCAGAGAUUCUUGGCUGCUCGACCAUCUAGCGGUUCAUACUCGUUACGAGGAGACAGCUACGAAAGUCAUAGUAGUCGUCGAUACAGUGGGGAUUAUACUCGAUAUUCAACUAGAGAUAGAAUAUCUUCUGCUGAUUCACCGUUAUCGUCCGAUCGUUACAAAAGUCGUAGCCCACUCUCAAGUACCACAGAUCAUGUUACAAGCCGGAAUAGAACAAGGCCAAGUUCAUUGACUGGCAGCUUCGAUUCUAAACGUGCUAGUACUGAGAGUGGUUACGGAAGCCUUGAAAAAGAGAAAAAACGAAGCAAUAGGGCAACAGACCCAAGUUACAGUAGUCACAUAACACGUAGUGACAAAUCAGAGACGAGCACCCAGUCUCUAACGGACAAGUAUCUUGGUGCACGAUCAACCAAUGGGGAUUUAACAAGUCCCAGAUACAGUCCCACUUCUCCUAAGUACCCGUCAAGUAGUCGCAAAAUGGGUGGCACUCUAGCUACAACUGCCAGCGAAAAAUUGUCACAGUUGCGGCAACAUAUUAGCGGUUCUGAAUCAGCAGAGGAUGCAGAAGCACGUACAGCACGUAUUACAAAAUACAAAGAGCAGCGAAGGCGGGAACUCGCUGAAAAAUAUGGAAUUGGUUUAUCGCCCUCUAGUAGUGAGAAUGAUCUCACUGGAAGACAAGCAUCACAGUCUGGAUUAUCAAAAGAACGUAAAUAUUCGGAAAAUGAUACGAAAAAAUCUCUCGAGGAAAGUAAAAGCAAAGCACCACUAGCUAAAGAGGAAUCAGUUGAUAGUGUAUCAAGUAAAUCUUCAAUAAAGGUUAAAACUGACGAUGAUGACGUCUUUGUUGUAAAAGAGGAUUCACCCAACACAAAACUUGCCAUCGACUCUUCGGUUAUCUCACAAGAAACGAAACAACUCGUUACUGCAUUAGAAGCAUCACGGGCUGCUCGUCGAGAAAGAAUGCGAAGAGCUGAGAGUAUAGGAGAGACGGAGACGGAGAAAAUUCUAGCUAGACAUAAGACGAGAAAAAUUAGCGAUGGUGAAAAGAAGUCAAUGCAAACUCAACAAGAAGCUGGUCUAGAAACUCAUUCAAGCAUAUCAUCCUCAGAGUUACCGUUAACAUCACUUCCUUCACAAACCAAACCAGAACCAGAGGUCAUAGAAGAGAGAAGAGCUGAUGAAGUUGCACCUCCACAAGCAGACAAGAGGGACCCCACAGAAGACAUUACUGUGCCUGCGAAAGAAAUCAGCCAAACUCGCACAUCUAGGCAACGGGACCGCCAUAGGAAACAGUGUGUUCCGAUCACACAGGAGGAACUUAGGAAAGCAAGAGAACUUGAAUUUGGAAUUGAGACUAAAUUUGGCCCAGAUAUAUGUGAUGAAUCUGCCCAGGAACCUGCAAUAGAAGAGCAGAGGCAGUGGGCUGAACAGGCAACAAAAACCUCUCUGCAUCAGGUAGAGCCAGAAGACAUUACUGACGUAAUAUCUGAUGACGAAGACAUGAUGCAUCGACAAAAACGAGAACUUUCCAGAAGAGAGCAAGAUGCUAUUCGGAUUCAUUUAGAUCGAGUUAAUAAAGCAAAAGCUGCCAAAGAUGGAGGUAGUCCUAGGAAGUUGUCAACCGCAAAAUCAGAAAGGAUCAGUGUUGAUAAAAGGGAAGAAAAAGUAGCCACCAGAAAAGUGUCCUCUAGCUCUAGACAAAGAAACCGCUCUCCAAUCUUAAGUCCAGAAGAAGGAAGUCCACGUGAUAACCGGUUAAGGAAGCGUUCAGACACUUCUAGACCAGGGACAGUUGAUGUCACCAGUAGCCCCAGACUUCGUUCUGGUUUAGCAGAAAAGGAGAAAAAAUUAACAAAAGAAACUUCAAAGGCAUCCAAGAUUGAAUCAGAAAAAACGCGGAAACUGUCUUCAAGUGUGCGAACAGAAAUUAAACAGGAGAAAAGUAGUGAAAAGAAAAGUCCAGAACGUAAAAAAUCAACAUCAACAAGAAUUGAAAGGAAAGAGAUUUCAACAAAUCGACAGACAACACAGAAAACUGUUAGCACAGCUCAACAAUUAAGACAAGAGAAGAAAUCAGUUGAUGCCAAAGACUCUGAUGCAAUAACUAGAAAAGCCAAAAAACUUUCUGAUGAUGAUCAAAAUGAGGUAAAGUUAAAAACAAAUAAGUUGAAAGAGCGAUCAAAGAGUGAAGUUGUGGAAAAACCAGGAAAUAAGUUAAUCAAAGACACUAAAAAUCAAUCAAGUAAUGUUACAAAAUCUUCUAGUUCUGAAGAAGGGUAUCCAUCACAUGGCUUGCGUCGACAUGGAUCGUUGCGGACAAAAACUGAACUCGAGAAGGACAAAUCUAAAUUCAAUGCCCUGCAGGUGAAAGAUGAUGAGUUGUUAUCAAUGAUGAAGCUUCGUAGAGCCCAGCUGGUGGAUGGAAACAGUGACUCUCAGGAGGAUGAGAAACAGACAAUAAAGAAGUCUGAGGAAAUUACAAAAGUAAAUGUUUCAGAACGAUUGGAGAAAUUCAAACAAAUUGAUUCCAGUCAGUCAGAUUCACAGAAGCAAUUGAAGUCUGCAAUGAGGAAGUCUUGCAGCUUUGACCUACCAGCAGAAGAACAAGGAACGGACGACAACAAAGAUGUGCUCUCCUCUUUGAGUAUCAGCCAAAAGAAAAUCAUGUUUGCUAAGAUUGCUGUAGAUAGCAGUACCCCACCACCAUCACCUAAGCCAGUACACAAGUGUGUUCAACGUCUUAGAACGCAUGAUAGAUGGCAGACCCAGCCUGUUACACCUGAGGAGCUUACGGAUGCUGCUAACUGGGCCCAGAAUCAAACAGCACGAUCACAAAGUUCAAUCAGUCUUACAUCAACAACAGCAGAGGUACAAGAGGAUGAAUUCUCAAAAUUGACGCUAUCAGAAAAAAUGAAAUUAUUCAAAGAGAAAGCUGAAGAGACAAAAAAAGAACCACCACCAAAACGAUCAACUCCUAGACGUAAAAAGCGUACGGAGUCCCGAUUUAAAACGCAACCAGUUACAAUUGAGGAGGUUAAGAAAGCUGGUUCAUUCUCUCCACUUGCCUGUAGUUUUGCAAAACCUCCAGAUCCAGAACUCCUGGCAAAUCUUCCAUUGGCUGACCAAAUUAAACUUGUAUUUAAUCAGCAAAAUGCAGAAAAGAACUCUUUGUCAGGAAGCAGGGGAUCUCUUUCAUUGUCAGGUAGUCGUGGCUCCAUCACAGAACGCAGAGACUCACAAUCAGACAGUAAAGACCCUAAGGCAGGGGAACUAGACAAUAGGAACUUCACACCCCCUAGCUCUCCAUCUGUUCAUCGUAGUAUUUUAAAGAAGCAACCUUCUGGGGAGAGUACAGAAGGGGACGGUGCUGAUUCUCCAAGAAGCAUUCUGAAAAUUGAGCGCAAGGACAGUUUUAACAAUGUUGUUAGACAUGAAAGUGUCAAAGUUGAGAGAAGCCUUGCUGAUGACAGCAUUAGGGCAGAGAGAGUUCGUAGUAUCUUAAAGUCAGAGCAAGAAUUAACAAUUGAAACUGAGAAAGAUGUUUCCAGUAUCCUUCGUAAAAACUCUGGUGCUGAUAAGAAAGAUGUUGAAGGAAUUCUGAGGAAGGAUUCUGAAUCUGAUCAAAAGAAAGAAUCUGUGGAAAGUAGGUCAAUUUUGAAGAGAGAUACCAGUAAAGAUCGAGUGGAAGUGUCUGGAAUAUUGAAGCGUGAGGCUCAGGAGGUCAAAGAGGUGAAACAAGAGCCUUCAAAUGGAAUAUUAAAAAGGAGUACUGAAAAUAAAGUCAAACAUAUUUCUCGAGUUUCAGCUGAUCUAUCAAGCUCUGAAUCCGAGACAGAAGUAAGAAAGCGUAAGAAGUCAAAAGAAGAGAAGAAAGGAACGAGGCGAGCGCUGAGUAAAGAGAGUGGCAAGCCCGACAGAUAUAAGACCCAGCCUGUUGAUGCCCAUAAACAAGAGAAAGAGGUUGCAAAGAAGCCAGUAAAGAAACUAUCACCAUCAUCACAGAGGUUUCAGACACAGCCUGUUACGCAUGAGGAAAUGGCUCAGGUGAAACAGCUGGUAGAACCCUCAAAAUCCAGAGCUUCUAUCACAGAAAGACUACAGAAUUUAAAGCAAAAUGGAGAGGAAGGUUGGAAAACGCGAUUAAAGAAAUACGAAGACUCGCCGAAAUCUACUACCCUCAAAGAUCGGCUAUCUGCACUGGAGAAUAAUGCAUCUCUCACAACCAAUGGAGAUGCGGGACAGAAGUUGGGUAUUGCGGAGAGGCUUCAGGCACUUCAACAAUCCGGUGAGCACAGCUGGAAGUCAAGAGUUCAAAAGAAGGACAUUGAUCAGUUCACCGUGCAGGGCAAGUUAGAAAAGGCGGGAAAAUCUUCAGAUUCCUCCUCCGAAAAGCUGUCUGUUGUUAAUCUAAAUAGAAAGAGACCUGGAUCAUUCAGGACUAUUAGCCAAAAGAAAGAAAAAAGUGAAGAAAAGGAAAAUGAAACUAAGAAAAACCAGAUAAAUGGAAAUAUAAAAGUAAUACCAACAAAAUCCAAAUUUGUCCAAAGUAGUUCUUCCACAACGACAACCGCCACCGAAUCAUCGGAAUCCGAGCCAGAGGUGCGCCUCAUAAAGAAAAAGAUUGCCGUCCUCGUUCCAGCUGACGAAAAGUUUGAGGAGUUCUUUCAGAGCAGUUCCAAAACCAUCUCAUCAACUUCAAAGACAACAAGAAUCGAGAAGGUUACAAGUGUCUCGCAAGAAAUGACUGUCUCAGAUUUUGAUUUAUUAACAAAAAAGAGUGGACCAAGAUUAGAUUCUUUAGUAUCAACUCAUAAAAGAACAAUACGUCCUCAACGGAGGGCUAGGGGUUCUUUGAAUCCAGUAAAAGCAUUACAGAAGCGGGAAAAUGUUCAAUCUGAGUACACAGAAGAGAGGAAAGAAGUGGUACAAGUUCAAACUAAAACGCAAUCACAGAAAAGUAUUGGUGGUAAACAAACAGAUUUCACUGGGUAUUCUUUAGCAUAUUUCACAAGUCGUAUGGACUUAAAGAGGGUGAGCCUACGCAAAACAGGGGAUGUCCGAGCUGUAGAGGGUUUAAUGCUUCCGUAUAAGGAUCUCAUGCUGAUGCAGAUUAAAGGGAGGAAAUCGGUGCAAGCACGACUUGUUGAACCAAUUGCAAAAUCACUCAACAGUGGAGAUUGUUUUGUACUUGUUACGUCAAAGCAGAUCUUUUGUUGGCAGGGAGAAUAUGCAAACAUUCUUGAAAAAUCAAAGGCUGCAGACUUUGCCCAGUACACUCUGACCAAGAAGGACUUGGGCUGCAAGGCUACUGAAGUACAUGUAAUACAAGAAAACAAGACCAAAUUUGGAAGACCAGUUCGGGAGUUUUUUAAGCUUUUAGGUGGCGAGGAUUCUUAUGACGAUGUCAGAGGUGCUGAGGAAGAUGAAAUACAGGAGAUAUACAUCAACGAGACCAAUAUGAUCUAUAGACUCAAAAACGAGCAACUACAACCAUAUAAAGACUAUUGGGAACAGAUUCCAAAGUAUGAGAUGUUUAACAGUAAUGAGAUUCUUGUUUUUGACUUUGGAGCUGAACUUUAUCUAUGGCAAGGAAGGUGUACGUCAGCUGAGGAUCGUAAGCUAGGCUUAAAACUCAGCCAGUUGCUAUGGGAACAAGGGUACGACUACUCAGAUUAUGACAUCAAUCCAAUAUUUCCGUCCGAUCCAGAAAAGUCCAAGAAGGGGAAAAGCAGACCAGACUGGGCACUGUUUGCAAAGAUGAAUGAAAGAAUGGAGACGAUUUUGUUCCAGUGUAAGUUUGAUGAUUGGCCAAAUGAUUCUCGACUUAUUAGGGUCAAGAGUCAAGAUGGUUCACAGAAGAAGGAACCAAUGCCUGAACUAGUAGCUUGGGAUGCUAAGAAGAUGGUAGCGCCCUCACGUGAUAAAGGCUACCUCAUUUUAGAGGGUACAAACUUGGGGAGAGGAACUGGUACAGCCAGUUUGGAAACACCUAAACCAGAUAUUGAAGGUUACGUAGACAAGUUCCAGUCUCGUGGACACGUAGUAGUAACAAUUUCUGUCGCAACGUGGCAUAUCAUGGAAUUUGAAAGAAGCAUCAUGCCAAAAGAAUGCUUUGGACAGUUGCACGAGGGCGACACAUAUGUUGUACGUUGGCAGUACAGGAUUGAGGGCACAGGAAUGCGUGAUCUGAAGGGCAACGUCUCAACAAGAGGCAUCGGACACGGCAAAGAGAAGUGUGCAUAUUUUUUCUGGCAAGGGUCGCGUAGUACCAUCAAUGAACAAGGUGCAUCGGCGCUUAUGACCGUCGAACUUGAUGACGAGCGAGGCCCCCAGGUCAGGGUCAUACAGGGUAAAGAACACAGUGCUUUUCUCAACCUUUUUGAGGGCUCUUUGAUCGUUCACAUGGGUAAACGAGAAGAGGAAGACACCAACACUCAGGGAUCCUACCGGUUAUACAUGGCACGUGCCGAAGAAGAAAAUGAGGGUUAUCUGUUAGAGUUGCCAUGCAUUGCUCAUUCACUACGAUCAAGAUCUUCUUUCGUGCUUCUAAAUCUUGAGAAAGUUGAGAAGAAAGAGGUUGAGAUCUAUGUAUGGCAUGGCAUCAAAUCAUCAGAGGCAUCUCAAAAGGUGGCUAGAAGAUGUGCAAAUAAAAUGAAAGAAAAUAUGCCUUUAGAAGCUGGUCUGAACCAAGAGUGCACAGCAACUAUCCACGAGAUGGAAGAGGGCAAAGAACAUAAAACAUUCAACAAGAUAUUUAAAAUGGAAAGGAAAUCAUAUGAUAGUGCAAUAGGAGAUCCAAUGGAAUUUGAUUUCACUCCUCGUUUAUUUCAUUUAACGAGUACGUCAGGAAUAUUUAAAGCACACGAGAUUCUAAACCCUGCUCGAUCCAAUGAGCACGCUUGUCCCUUUCCUGUCCUCCAAUCAGAUCUGUACAGCGUAUCCCAACCAGCACAAUUUUUACUGGAUAAUCAUUACGAAGUCUACCUCUGGCAAGGAUGGUGGCCUCAAGACACGGAGGAGGAUGGCAUCGUGAAAACAGGAUCUGCCAAAAUGAGAUGGGAUACCGAUAGGAAAUGUGCCAUGGAAACAGUCAUGGAAUACUGCAAAGAGAAAAGACCAAAAAAUCCUCCAAGAGCCUUCCUAAUCCAUGCUGGAUUGGAACCGUUGACUUUCACCAACUUAUUUCCGUACUGGGAGCAUAAAUCAGAAGUUGAAGAAAUUAACAAAGAGGAAGGACGAUCUGGAGACAAGGCAGUGCUGGUAAAAGAUAUUCUGGAAAAACUAAAUAAAACAAGGUACACGCUUGCUGAACUCAAAGAGCGCCCUCUACCAGAAGGUGUUGAUCCACUCAAGUUGGAAGUUUAUUUGUCAGAUGAGGAGUUUGAGGAAAUAUUAAAAAUGCCAAAAGAUGAGUUUGCUCAAUUACCCGCCUGGAAACAAAAGAAUUUAAAGAAGAAUGUAGGCUUGUUCUGAUUCUAGAAGACACAGAGGCAAUAAAUAUAAAUGUAUUGCAGCAUCAAAUGGCGGUAUCAACAUCAGAUGAUGGUAUUGUCACCAAAUAGUGCUAUCAACAGGCGGUAUUAUCAAUGAACUGUGAUUUAACAGCAAUGAUGAAGAUGCCUAUUAGAUUGCAAAGCAAACAACUGCUGCGAAGGAUGUCAGGUCCAUUGUGAGGAUCAAAUAAUUGACUGUAAAUGGCCUAUGAAUUGUAAAGAACUUUUGUAAAGAUUUGAGGAUUAUAUGGAGUGUUUUAAAGUUGAAGAUUGUUUUGAAAUGUGUGCUAAAUUUAUUCAAUGAAGGGAAUGCUUAAAAGCAAUUCUUGCCAGAGAUGAAUAAGCUGUUGGAUUUCAGUUGAAAUAAAAUUGAUGCUCAAACUUAAUUGUAGUAGAUUAAAGAUGGAGGUUUAAAACGAGAUGCUAUCAGUUCUGUUUUAACCUUGAAAAUCUACAACAAAAAUAUUUCAGAUGUGAAAAUAUUUUAGACUGUUUGCAUUUACAUCAUUUUAUUGUUUACAAAGCAAUAUAUUUUGCUAUAUUUUUAAUAACACCAAUUAUUUUAGUUUGGUAUAGAGUUAUAUGAAGAUAAUUUGAAUUUAAAUGCAUUUAUUUUAACUGGACACAUUAGAAAAUAUGAAAAGAUUCAUUUAUAAAGCAUUUGUAAUGGAUGCCAUAAGCUGGUCUUAUUGGUGUGCACUGCAGUGGUUAUUGCAGACGUCACUCCAGAGUUCAUUGCAGAGGUCACUGCAAGAUCAUGCGUAUGGAAAGAAGGAAUGUCAGAUGUACGCGGAUUAUGUCUACUUAAGAGAAAGAUUACUUACAAGUAUUUAAAUAUGGUGGUGAAAUGCAAUAGUUUCAAAAGAGUCCUGAAUUAUUUUUGCACUUAACUAAGGGGCAUAGAAUUUAUCACUUGGCUGAGUUGCCUUUAGGUCAUUUUCACUUGGCAUUGUGGCUUUGUGUUGUAUAAAAUCAGGAGUAAUCUUAAGUGUUCUUAGUAAUAGCUCAAGUGUUGUAGGAGCAAAGAGAUUUCAACAUUCGUGCCUUUCUUCACUUUUAAUGAAUUAAUGCAAUUUUUCUGAAUGUAAUUUUGCGUAAUGUUUGUUUUAAGUUCAGAUGAAAUUAGCGUUUUGAAUAGUUACUAUGAAUCUUAAUUAUUAAAUGGAUAUGAGUAUUUCAAUUUCUGAUUUGAUGAAACAUCUGUACCUAACACCUAACAUUAUAUUGUCAGCCAAUAAAAAUAUAGAUUUUCUUUUUACCUUUCUAAUGAAUUAUAGCCGGCUGAUGGUUUUAAUUCAGUUGAGAUGUCUCCUCAUAAACCAAGUUGUCAGCACCAGUUAAUGUGGAAUCCAUGUUUAAUUAUAUGCAUCAAUUUGAUUUGCAUGUGUAUUUAUUAAAAUAUAUUCUGAAGUGGUUAAUAAAAGGGAUGUUUAUACAAUUUAGUUGCUAUAGUUAUAGAAGAAAAUCAAAACCACAUUUUUAUACAUUCAAAUUGCAAAAGGUUGAUGUUACGUUCUCUUCCGGAACUUCCUGAAAUGAAGUGGGCAUAAAACUAUUGCAUUCAUCAAUAAGAUCUCUACCAAAGAAACUAUAUAAACAGCUUGCAAAUUUUAUUAUUUACAUAUAAUUUGCAUUGCAAAUUACUUUGGAAAUAUGCAAGUGAGUUUGUUAACAUUGUCAGCUUGUAAUAUCCUUUGUUAUUUUGACUUGGAUAUAUUUGCUUAUUUUUAAUUCUGGUGUUGUUUAAUGUUUCUCAAUAUUCACAUAAGCAUUUCAUUCCUUGUCUUUGGGAAAGUCUUCCAGCUAUUGUUUGCAAUUUGUUUUGUAUGGAAUACAAUCCAAAAAAUUAGGAUUUUGGUGCUCAUUAGAAUUUAUGAGAUUGCAAAUGAUAUAUUCUUAUGCUUUUAGGAAGAGAUAUUGUAUAUAUAUCACAUUUUUAUUGUAUUUUUUCAUAGUUUUCUCGGUGAAAGCAGAGUGUUUUUCAUAUUCCAUUCAAGUUUUACCACGUUAAAAAAAAUUGUUUUCCGCUUGGAUAAAUUUUGAAAGUGUAUGUUGAGAUGAUGUUUUCUGGUGUUAGUUACACAAUCGUGUCGUCGUUUCUUGUUGGUAAUAGUUCUCUUUAUAUACUUCAGCAUCUUAACACAACAGUGCAAUUAUUUUUGUUAACAUUAAGUAUGAGAUGACGAGUAGUUACUACCAUUUAAAACAGCGUUGGGUAUUAUUGAACUGUGUACAAAUAUUAUACAUAAUUGUAGACGUACUUGCCUGAAUUUUUGAAUGAAAUAGCUUCUUAGAUGAUGACGGUGUUGAUGAUGAAAGGAAGGUAAUGAUGUCAUUUUGAUGUCAUUUAGUCACUGCAUAAUUUUGUUUAACCUUUUAUAGUUAUAGAGAUUUUAAAGGGAACAAAUAAUGAUUACACAAACAGUAAUUGCCAAGCCAUACUAAUACAAUGUUCUAUAAUUUUGAUAUUGAUAAUUAUUAUUAUUGCUAUUACCUGUAAUUUAGUGUAUAUUUCAAUAAAUAAUAUUUUUCUGCUAUGAAAGUAUAAUUUUCAGUUAUCUGUAUAGUAAUGUGUUUAUAGUAUUAUAGUAGUAAUUCAAUAACGUAUACUUUUAGAUGUAUAAAAACAUAUACUUGUUAGUCAAACUAUAUUUAGCAAAGAGUGUAGCAUUUGUAUUCUGCAAAUCAGUACUUCUUGAUAAUGACUAACUUGCGUUAUUUAAAUAAAGCUUGUAUAAUGAAAA
Messenger RNA from Anneissia japonica, 14971 nucleotides. Its product is annotated as supervillin-like. Lineage: Eukaryota; Metazoa; Echinodermata; Crinoidea; Comatulida; Comatulidae. Bases 16 to 12207 code for a protein of 4063 amino acids. The record is from RefSeq and is a predicted model, not a curated record. Gene Ontology annotation, cellular component: actin cytoskeleton; cytoplasm. The transcript is spliced from 36 exons. Gene Ontology annotation, biological process: cytoskeleton organization; actin polymerization or depolymerization; barbed-end actin filament capping. Gene Ontology annotation, molecular function: actin filament binding; phosphatidylinositol-4,5-bisphosphate binding.